This is a messenger RNA of Owenia fusiformis, 1180 nucleotides long. NCBI's taxonomy places the organism in Eukaryota, Metazoa, Annelida, Polychaeta, Sabellida, Oweniidae. The record is from the annotation of a GenBank genome assembly.
UAUAUUUUUAUUUGAUAAAUAGAUUUUAUUUGGUUGAAAUUACUUUAGAACAAAUAUUGAUUCUACUACGAAAAUGAAUUAUAGCUCUGCAUUUACAAAUUCCUGGCUUCAAAAUGGCGGAUGAAGCUCUAGCAAAAGCUGGACUACAUUUUGAUGAAUUAAACAAGAUCAGGGUGCUGGAACCAGAAGUUCAACAGCAAACUACAGAAUUAAAGGAAGAAUGCAAAGAUUUCGUAGACAAGAUGUCAGAGUUUCAGAGCAUAGUAGGCACGUUCAUAGGAAUGGUUGAUACUGUGGCAUCAGAAGUCGAAAAGGAGAAAAUGAAGGCUAUUGGAUCUCGAAAUCUUCUCAAGUCUAUAACGAAACAGAGAGAGGCCCAACAACAACAGUUACAGGCUCUUAUUACUGAGAAAAAGAUGCAACUUGAGAGACUCCGAGUGCAGUAUGAACAUUUACAAAAAGAGGAAAGUGAACAAAAUGACUUCAUUGAACAGUUUAUUCUGCAGAAAUAAUCAAGUGUAUAUUUUAAAAAAUGCAUAUAUUAACAGCAGAUUCCAUCCAAGAAAAUCCACAUCGUGACAAGAUAUCAGUUGGAGAUGUUUGUGAAAUACUGUAGUUGGUUUCAUUGUUAAAGAAGUAACUGUUUGUGCCAUCCGUCAACUGUUAAUUAUCACAGUAAGUCAAAAAGGUGAGAAAGGAUUAUGUGGUAUUCUUUUGUGUGUAGAAUGUAAAAGAAAAUAUUCAGUAACUAUCAAUAUUAAAUUGUUUUCUGAAAAUGUCAAGUCAUUUAACUAUCCAUGGUUUAAAGUGAUAACAGUAGGCCAGCACAAGGGAUAGGUAACAGAUGAGAUCUCUGUAAAAGUUUAUUUUAACAUAAAAUCAUAUCUAUUGAAAAGCUCUGAAAACAUUUGCCUAGUUUUUAGGUUCAUGAAACUGAAAUUGGAAAUAUGAUCUGUUGAAGAAGUAUGUGUGAAUAAAAUAAUUGUACAUAUUCAACUGUACAUAUUGUAUAUACAUCAAAAUAAUUGUUGUAGCUCUUUAUUACAUUUCUUUUUUUUAUUUGUCAUGUUGAUUGUAAUAUUUUAAACAUCUGUUUUGUCCACACUUCAUUCCAUAUUAUUUUAUUCAAUCAUUGCACAUUAAUUCAUACAGUAGAACCUGUUAAGUGGAACACCUCUGU